Messenger RNA from Carassius carassius (crucian carp), 1901 nucleotides. Its product is annotated as inositol polyphosphate 5-phosphatase K-like. Gene Ontology annotation, biological process: negative regulation of peptidyl-serine phosphorylation; negative regulation of glycogen biosynthetic process; phosphatidylinositol dephosphorylation. NCBI's taxonomy places the organism in Eukaryota, Metazoa, Chordata, Actinopteri, Cypriniformes, Cyprinidae. Gene Ontology annotation, cellular component: endoplasmic reticulum; plasma membrane; ruffle. The transcript has 14 exons. The record is from RefSeq and is a predicted model, not a curated record. The coding region runs from base 159 to 1631 and encodes 490 amino acids. Gene Ontology annotation, molecular function: phosphatidylinositol-3,4,5-trisphosphate 5-phosphatase activity; inositol bisphosphate phosphatase activity; phosphatidylinositol-4,5-bisphosphate 5-phosphatase activity.
UUUGCGUGUAGAUUCACACACAGCCCCUCUCUCAUGUAAAUACAGUGCACAGCUCGUGAUGAUGUUAAGGGAUAUUUUUGCCUCCACUAAUCGUUUUACACCACAGAGACUUUGAGACUGCGGAAGCGAAGACAACGAGGUUUAGCAGCUUGGAAAGGAUGGAGGAAGAUCUGUCACAGGCUUUGAAUUCUGUCAGUCUGGAGCAGAAAGACAGCAAGAUGGACACUUUUGGGCUGUACGUCGUCACGUGGAAUGUGGCCACAGCUGAGCCUCCUGAUGAUGUGGACUCUCUGCUUCAGCUCGGCUCACUGAAGAAACCCGACCUCUAUGUGAUCGGGCUGCAGGAGGUGAAGGCUGCACCUCUCAAGUUUGUCACAGAUUUGGCCUUCGAGGACUCCUGGAGUCACAUCUUCAUGAACACAUUGGCCCCAUUGGGAUAUAUCAAGGUGUCCUCUAUACGGAUGCAGGGUCUACUCUUGCUUUUCUUUUCCAAGCUGGAACACGUCCCAUUUAUCAGAGACAUUCAGGUCACUUACACCCGCACGGGACUCUACGGCUACUGGGGUAAUAAAGGAGGUGUGUCCAUCCGUCUGUCAUUCUACGGUCACAUGCUCUGCUUCCUGAACUGCCACCUGACCGCCCACAUGAACUACGCCUCUGAGCGGGUGGAUGAGUUUGAGUAUAUUUUAGAUGCUCAGACCUUUGACACCAAAAACACACCACACAUUUUGGAUCACAAGGUGGUGUUCUGGUUUGGGGAUUUGAAUUUUCGUAUUGAGGACCAUGGGAUGCACUUUUUAAGGAGCUGCAUCACCAGCCAGCGUUUCAAUCUUCUUUGGCCCAAAGAUCAGCUCACCAUGAUGAAGCAGAAGCAAGCUACUUUGCAGAAGUUUGAAGAGGGACCUCUAGACUUUCAGCCCAGCUAUAAAUUUGAUUUGCACUCAGAUAACUAUGACUCAAGGGUACAGAAGACAUGGUUUGGUUUUAAUGGUAAGAAACGCAAGCCUGCGUGGUGUGACAGGAUUCUCUGGAGAGUGAAACCCAAGUCUUUGCCAACAGAGGAAGCUAAUGAAGAUGAUCACAAUGAAGAGGAGCCAAAGAAACAACUGCAGGUGGAACAUAAAGACAAGUUCCCUCUAAAACUGAUGCAGGUGGAUUACACAAGUAAAAUGGAGUACGGCAUUAGCGACCAUAAGCCUGUCAUCAGCAUCUUCCGCUUGGAGUUGAAAAAGAUGUAUGAGAUGCCGUUGGUGGAGGUGUCCGCUGAAGGAGAGUGGAGUGCUGACUUUGAUGCCCUCAUAACCUACAGCCUUCUUCAGACCUUUCCCUCCAGCUCCUGGGACUGGAUCGGUCUAUAUAAGGUUGGAUUUAAAAGUGUUUCCGACUAUAUCACGUACACCUGGGUGAAGGAUGACCAGGUGUCUUUCAGUGAUGAGCUCUUUCAGGUUUAUGUGAACAAAGAUGAAAUUCCAGUUCUUGGUGGAGAAUGUGUGCUAUGCUAUUAUAGCAGCAGCUUGCAGUGCAUUGUGGGUAUUAGUCAACCUUUCAAGGUGCAGGAAUCCAGAGCAGCGAUUGAAGAGGGUUUAGUGCCUGAAAAUAUCAACAGUCUAGACGAAACAGUAGCUGGUUAAGACCAAGUUUAAAGUAGACAUUGUUUCAGAUGCUGUCGAGCCACAGCUCAGAUGUCAAACCAAACAUACCUGCGAAUUCAAGCAAGUGCAAUUUUUAUCCAAAAUUGCUUUAAGGUUUCACUGGUAUGUGAUACAGUGUCUACAGUGUGUUUUCUUUAUUUUUCUUUUUUUAAUUACAAAAAAUAUUCUAAAUCGCAGCCAGUUGAUGGGACCAGUCCCAAAUAGGUGGUAUUUUAAGUAAGCACAUUUAAAUUUGUACUCUUAUUAUUA